Molecule: messenger RNA, 605 nt
Organism: Harpegnathos saltator (Jerdon's jumping ant)
Lineage: Eukaryota; Metazoa; Arthropoda; Insecta; Hymenoptera; Formicidae
Exons: 2
Coding region: 1-396 (131 amino acids)
Source: RefSeq, a predicted model, not a curated record
AUGAACGGGAGCGGCUAUUUUCGAAGCGACAGUAAAACGCGAACCAUCGCGAGACACGUUCAAAGAUGCACCGAGAAACAUAAUGUCGUCUGUCGCGACAGCAACAGUAUCGCCUUGACGCAAUUGAAAGCGAGUGUUUCGACGACAAACGAUCGUCCGUCAACGAGCACUGCCGCGACGCCGAUUAAUCACCGACCGAUAUGGAUCGACGAGUUCGAAGUGGAACGUCGACGAGAGAAACGCGAAACAUUCAGCGCCGCGGUCGCGGCGAUCGACAACAAACCGUUUUUCUCUCGCACAAUGUCGCUGUUGCUGUCGCAUUCAGCGAAAAUGGUUGCUCCAUAUAACGACAGGAGUGAUACUGUUAUCGCUGACAAUGACCGGUCUGACCAAUGAGAAAGGCCGGCGAAUCAUCGAGCAGCAACCGUAUUACAUACCACCGUCCUAUCCGGCGAUAAAAACCGGCGAAAAAAAAGUCUUUCAUCACGACAACGCCAGACCACACGUUUCGAAAAAGACGCUGCGCAAACUGAAGAGCCUGAAAUGGGAUGUCUUAACGCAUCCACCGUAUUCUCCUGAUAUCGCACCAUCUGACUAUCACUUGU